Messenger RNA from Rubroshorea leprosula, 2820 nucleotides. The record is from the annotation of a GenBank genome assembly. Lineage: Eukaryota; Viridiplantae; Streptophyta; Magnoliopsida; Malvales; Dipterocarpaceae.
GAAGAUAUCAAUCUUUCUAUCUUCUAUUCUGAUAAAAAUAUGUUUGAUGGGUGUUGCUCAGAUGCUGCUUUUACUACCUCAUGGCAUUUUUCCUUAGUGUAUGGUGAACCAAAUGUACAGUUGCGAAGGAGCAUGUGGAAUAAGGUGUUGAACAUGGGUAAGCCUAAAUCAAUCCUGUGGCUGCUAAUGGGGGACUUGAAUUUAGUUGGAGACAGCAGCGAUAAAAAGGGUAAACGUCCUCCACUGGUGACUGACAAAAGAAUAUUAGAGGAUUUAAUUUGCUCUUGUUUAUUACGGGAAGUAAUAUACAAAGGGCCCCAAUACACAUGGUCUAAAGGUCAUAUUCAAGAAAGACUUGACCGUGCAAUGAUCAAUGAUCAAUGGAGCCAACUAUUUCCAAAUGCCCAGUUAUUUCAUUGUACAAGAAUUGGAUCAGAUCAUUGCCCACUUUUAUUAUGCUUAAAAGCAAUUCCAGCUUGUUUCAAGAAGCAAUUCAGAUACGAGUUGAAAUGGCAACUGCAAGAUGGGUAUGCAGGAGUGAUUUCUCGAGGUUGGUCAACAGAUCGCUCCGGAUCACCAUUGUUUUGCAUGACAUUCAAGUUAGCUCAUUGUCAGAAAAACUCGAUAGAUUGGUGCAAAUCUUCCUUAGCAAAUUCACGUCAGGAGUUGGAAAACUUGCAACAAGAACUUGAUCGCAUACAAUUGGAAGAGCAAUCUGAAAUGAAUGACCAAAGGCAGAAGAUUAUUGUUUAUACUUCCCAGGCAUCUUGUAACUAUGAUCAGAUUGCUGGACUUAUAAGACCAUUUAUCACCUUGGAAAUGAAUGAAGAAUUACGUCGGCCAGUAUCAAACGCUGAAAUUCAAGCUGCAGUUUUCCAGCAAGGAGCAUUUAAGGCUCUAGGUGUCGAUGGCUUCCCAGGUUGCUUCUUUCAACAACAUUGGGACCUAGUUGGGGAAGAUGUUUGUAAGGCUGUCAAACACUUUUUUGAAAAUAGAUUGAUGCUAAAGGAGAUGAACAAAACCAGAAUCACUCUUAUUCCUAAAAUCAAGAAUCUGGAGUCGGUAUUUAUCCCUGGACGAGCCAUUCAAGAUAAUAUCCUAAUUGCACAUGAAGCUUUUCAUGGAUUACAUCUGAAGAAAAAAGGAAAGCACGGCAUUGUGGCUUUGAAGUUAGACAUUCAAAAGGCAUUUGUAGAGAUCUUAAUCACAGCAUUCAAGAUUUUUGGUGGGGUCAACAAAAAGAUGAAAGAAAAAUGCGGUGGAUUAGUUGGAAGUGCCUCACGAAGAGCAAACAUGUGGGAGAAGAGGAAUGCUAGCUGCACUCGCCUUUCUCCAGCACUCUCCAACACUCACUCAUGCGGUCAUCCAUCUUGGGCAUGGUCAAGUAUUCUGAAGGGCAGGGAUAUCAUUCAACUCAGAGCAAGAUGGAAUGUAGGUAAUGGCCAAGAUAUCCUGGUCUAUGAAGACAAAUGGAUACCCACAUUACUUGGUUUUAAGGUGACAUCGUCCUCACCUUCUAAUUCACUGCUCUCCCAUUUGUGUGAUUUAUUGGACAAUCAUGGGGAAUGGAAUGUCAAUAAAUUAAAUGAACACUGUAGUAGGGAAGAAUGUAAGGAAAUACUUAAGAUACCUACUGGGGCUUGUUUAGAUUCCAUUGUAUGGCACUAUGAUAAAUACGGAAGAUUUUCUGUUAAAAGUGCUUACUUACAGGCCCUUAAUGUUGCUCAUGAGGAUGGAUGGCAUAAUGAAAACAUGAUCCGGUCUUUGGCCUUGGGUUUUGAUCCUAGGCAGCUGGGGGUAGUUAAUUUUGUUGAAUGGUGGAGGUACAUUACUAAUGUUGCCAAACAAAUACAUCUUUGCUUUAUGGUGGAACACUGUGCUAUUAUUUGCUGGCAUGUAUGGAAGGCUAGAAAUGAGAAAUAUUAUGAACAUGUUGAUAUUUCACCUCACCAGGUAGUCACCCGCAUAUCCCUCAUGCUCAAAGAAUACUCUCCUCCAACAACUAAAGACCUUCUAGUUCCACCUCCCAAGCCCAGGGCAUCUGACAAACCACAACAAUCUUCUUGGUCUAGACCGCCACAAGGCUUUAUUAAGAUCAAUGUAGACGCUGCUUAUGUACCAGACUCGGGCUCUGCUGCACUAGCUAUGGUUGCACGCAAUUCAAAUGGCCAAAUUUGCUUUGGAUAUAGCUGGUUGUGUGGCUUUAUCUCCUUUAAUGGCCGAGGCACUUGCCAUCAGCAUGAAAAACUUCUUCCAUGGGAAGUAAAACCUGUUAUUAUGAACAUCAGACAAGCAUGCUUCUGUCAUCCUGACUUUCUCUUCAAUUAUGUGCUACGGGAAGGAAAUAGAGUAGCAGAUUGGGUGGCGAAAUCAUCACUGAUGGGCAAAUGCCCAUGGUACUGGGCGCACAGACCGCCUAACUUACUUUCAAAUCCUGAGGUCUUGGCUGCACAACGGGGACAGCAUGAAGAGAUCGAUGACGGUGGGCUUCAUCAGAUGGAAGGUAUCAGCUUUUUUGGUUCAGAACUUCAUGGGAUCACCGGAAGAUGCUGGCGGGGUGGCGAGAUGCGAAGGGUGGAAGUCAAGAGGCAAAACUGAAACAUUAUUUUUAAUGUUUAAAUCCGUAUAAGAGCUUUAUUUUGGAUGUGUUCUCGACUUCAUGUUUCCUAAUUUCAGGGAUUGUCUGAGAGCUUACCAUCCUCGAUGUGUGGGAAAGAAAGAAUUCAUUUUUAAAGUUCCAAAACAACUGUAUUUGCAGUUAAGUUUUGAUUCUUACAAGAUAUUAAGUUUUUAGCAUUCUAAGAAAAGCAUUCUUUGUCA